Patella vulgata (common limpet) is the source of this 10452-nucleotide messenger RNA. Its product is annotated as zinc finger protein rotund. Lineage: Eukaryota; Metazoa; Mollusca; Gastropoda; Patellidae. Gene Ontology annotation, biological process: regulation of transcription by RNA polymerase II; central nervous system development. Gene Ontology annotation, cellular component: nucleus. The transcript is spliced from 6 exons. Bases 131 to 1519 code for a protein of 462 amino acids. The record is from RefSeq and is a predicted model, not a curated record. Gene Ontology annotation, molecular function: DNA-binding transcription factor activity, RNA polymerase II-specific; RNA polymerase II cis-regulatory region sequence-specific DNA binding.
AAAGCAAGACGUGUGAAUAGUGUUGUGUUAAUUUGAUAUAUAAACCCAUCAAUAUGUAUAUUAUAUAUAAGUAAAUUUAUCUACAAUGUUUGUGAUAAAUUUCUUAGUAUAGUAUACAUUGUAUGUCACCAUGUAUAUGCUACCGGUUUCACAGAGACAUGUUCUACACUCGGACUGUUAUGCCGGAAUAAAUAUGACCGAAAGACACCAUCCCCGGGAGGAUUUUAGCCUGUGGUCAGCUGCACAGGGAUCGGAAGGGGUGAUGUCGGCAACAGGACCUAACAGUAAUGCAGCUUUUUAUUUUUCAGAUUAUUUCAAGUGGAAGAAUGGAAACCAUCUUUCAGCAGAUAUUUUUUCAUUAGGUGGAAUGGGGCAGGACUCUAUGAACCACCAUGUACAUGAUAUACAUCGAGUUAAUUCAGUGGGCGUGGAGAGUUAUGGUAGAACAAACAGUACAGGCAGCCUUAGUAGUCCAUCGACCCCAACUCAUCCUGCACCAAACAUACCGUUGGUUGUACCACAUCCAGUUAAACCAAAUAGAACUGGUAAAACCUACCAGUGCAAGAUGUGUGAUCAGAUCUUCAACACCAAGUCGGAUAUGUUGAUCCAUUCUCAACAGAUUCACAAACAAGAUCCUAAGCCUUACAAAUGUCCGACCUGCUCAAAGUGUUUUGCCAACUCAUCUUAUUUAUCGCAGCACGGCAGAAUCCACUCCGGAAUUAAACCUUACAAAUGUGAGAUAUGUGAACGGAAGUUUACUCAGCUAUCACAUCUCCAGCAGCAUAUUCGAACCCAUACUGGCGAAAAACCGUAUAAAUGUAUGCACCCAGGUUGUGGCAAGGCAUUCUCCCAACUUUCAAAUCUUCAAUCUCAUUCACGCUCCCACAUGACAGAUAAACCAUAUCGCUGUAACUCUUGUUACAAGUGUUAUGCUGAUGAACAGAGUUUAAGGGAACAUAUCCCUAAACACUCGGAAACUAAACAUUUGAAAACUUCCAUCUGUCAUAUCUGCGGCAAAUCGUAUACUCAAGAGACGUAUUUGGUACGACACAUGGCCAAACAUUCUCAAGACAACGCAAAGAAACCGAUGUUACGCCCCAUCAAACAGGAGCCCUAUGAUCCACUGGAGAAAGAUUUUGGACGUCUGCCCUUGCCAGAUAAAUUCCAGGACAUCUCCGCUUGUAGUAAAGGAUUCACAUCGGCUUUCAUGCCCUUGCCCCAGCUGCCACCUAGCAGCACAUCAACAGGAUCCUACCCAUAUGGAGCCAACAUAGGAGCCAACAGCUUGAGUUCCCCACUACCACACAUAUCGUCGAUGACAACACCGCGAUACUUUCCAUAUGACCCAAUUGGUUUCCGUAAAAACGACGCGUCAGAUCGCAACCUAAAUGUACCCAUGACAAACCGAGAUAGUAUGAUAGCCAAUAGUCUUCUAAGCUUGCAGCAUAUAAAGAACUACGCAUCUCAACAAAUGCCAAGCUUUAGCACGGCCUGUUCAGGAGGGUCACGAUUUACAUAAAUUUCAGAUUUAUUCUAGGCAUCAAUACAUUAAAUGUGUAAAAUGGAUCCAUCACUUAAAUGUGGUGAAAAAUAUAGGCAAAAGCCUUUCAAAGAAAUCAAAUUUUGAGAAUAUCCAGAUGUAGUUAAUGGCACUUUUUGAUUGUAAAUAAUUUUAUUAAUUCUCUGUCUAUAUGUAUAGUUGACAUGUCAAAUUGAAAGUAUUACAUUGGGCAAUUUACUAUAAAUAUAUCAUUGAAUGGCUUCUUUAGAAAAUUGUAUGUGGUUAAUAUUAUCCAUUGUAUCUGUAUGUUGGGAGGUAUUUGAGUGACGCUUUAUGUAGGGAGGAAUGGAGAUGAGUGACGCUUUAAUCUAAAUAACGAAAAUAAUAUUUGAACUAGUAUCCUGUAACGUUUUGUUAUAAAUAGAAUGGUUGAAAAGGAACAGUAUUCAUUGUGGUGAUGGUGGAAAAAGACUUGUUUGUAAUUCUAGAGGACAAAACUGACAAAAUUAAAUAUCUUGCAAUAUUUGAAGACCAAGCAUCAUGUUGCCCGGAGGAAGUUUAAUGUCCAAGAUUGAAAAAAUGAAGAAAAAAAAAACACCUAUUAAAAAAAAAAAAAAAAUAAUUAAAAACAUGCCAGCUGAUAGUCAACAAUUGAAAAUUUGGGAUGCCUUUUCAUUUAUUUAUUAAUUUUUUUUUUUUUUUUUUUUUUUGAUAUACAUUGUACAUUUUUAAUGUAUAUGCAAUGGUAAGACACAGUGAACAGUGAGUGUUUUGAAUUCUUAAAGCAUCCCAAAUUAACUAUCGAGUUCAUGACAGCUGUCAGUGUAUAGUGUCUACCUGUGUCCUUGAAAAAGCCUUUUAUAGUCUAGAUGUAACAGUCUACCCUGCAGCACCAAAAAAGGGCAGCAUAGCAGUGGUGCGCUCCUGAAAACGGAGCUUAAAAAAUGACAAUGAAUGAACUUAUUAUGUAGUGACUUGGUCACCUUCGUGAAUAUAAUUAUUAUAUAGUCAGCACUUGGUACAAAUUUGUAAGUGCUAUAAAAGUGUUGUUGUUAUUAUAUUAAUUAUUAUUAUGUACACUUUCACUCUGGUUUUGUUUUAUAAAAAUAUCAAUUCUUUGGCUAUACGAACGCAAUAGACCUUCUAAUGAUAUUAAUUUUGCAAGUGCAAGAAAAAAAAAAAGAUUUGUUUUGAAACUUUUUUUGUUCUAAAUUGAAGAGGAUUAUUUUAUUUUAUUUUUUUGAUCAUGGAAAAUAAUAUUAAUUGCUUUGGGCACAUAGUGUCGGUACAAUUUUAUUGCUGUGUAAUAAUAAUUAUAUGAGUUUGUCAAAGUAUUAUUGGCAUCCAAUGCCACUUAGAAUGUUUAAUUUGUAUGCCUGUACUAUGAAUGUGUGGCGCUUUUUUUUUCUAUGCAUAUGUCAAAUUUAAAAAAGGGUCUAUAUGAAAAAGGUUUUGAUAAUAAUAGCUUAUGAAAAUAGUACUUGGUAAAAUGCUUUUUAUGAUAUUUUUGAAAUGAGCUUAAAAAGAAGAAACAAAAUAAAUGAAUAGUGUACGUCUAAAAAGCUCAUUACGUUGUGGACCUAAUUAGGUGAUUUUCAUUCAGAUUUAUUCAGUUCUAAAUUUAUGACCAACUACAGAUAAGUCGAAUAAUCUUAACUUAGAUAUUUCCAAACCUAUAUUAGUUUGUUCACAAUUGUAACAAUUAUAGUUUAGAAUAGGCCUACUUUAAGUAUUCAAAUGUGACUAAGUCGUUCACAAUAAAAUGUGCAGAAAUGUGAUGAAAGCAUUUAAAGGGAAGCAACUCUUGUUAAAUCUCCCUUGCAUAUGGAGACAGACCCACGUUGAUUUUACUGUUAAUUCAUGUCUCUUUACCCAGCUCCAACUUUUUCAAAAUUUUCGUUGGUCUGAUCGCUCUCUGCCACAGAUGUAACAACAUGUGCCGGUGUCUUGCUCCCAACAUUUUAUGAAGGUGACCAUGAAAAUUUUGGGAUGCACAAAUAAACAUGUAAAUAUUCGCGUACAUAUCAUCGUAACUAACCUAUUAUCCUUCUGACUUUAAAUCAUGAAUAUUCACCAAAUCUGGCAGAACGUGUCAAUGCAAACCCUCAUAUUGGAUCCUGGACAAAAAAGGUCAACAAAAAUUGCCAUGACAAAGGGAGAGAGAAUGGUUAUUGAUAACUGGAACUACAUUAAUCUUAAUAAUAACUACAUUGUUCUGAGAUAAGGGGAAGCAAUUAGGGGUCUGCCUCCAUAUAUUUAUGGUAGUCAUUUCAAAGCAUUUACUACCGGUACCAAAAUCAAAUAUUAUAUAAUAUUAUGUUUGAAAAACAAAAUAUAUGUGAUCUUUUUUCAUAAUAGAAGCAUUUAUACAAAGUAGUCCAUAUAUCGGAUAUAAGUCGGAAGUCUGUAGAAUAGCUAUAUGGUAUUUAAUAUAAAUUUGGUGCGUUUUAAGCCUGUAUUAUAUACAUUGGUUCUAGGUUGUUUUUGUUUGUUUUAUAAACAGAUCUAAUGGUGUGGGAAACAUUUUUUUUUUUUGCUAUUUUUUGCUCAAAUUGAUAUAUAAAAAUAUUAUAUGAAGAUAUGUUAUUUUUCCCCCAUCAUUUAAAAUUUACUGUUUAUUUUCCGUUCAUGUUGUAUUAUAAAUUCAUUAUUAUAAGUUGAAAAGUGAAGAUGUAUGAUUUUGUUAUUUGCAAUAUUGAUGCAUAAAUUGUUUUUAUGUGAUUAUAGCUGACUGAUUGUUAAUGUUAAGUCCCUGAAUGUAUCAAAACACAUUUGUAAAUAGGCACAUUAACAAAAAGAAUAACUAGAGCCACUGAUUAGAAAAAUGAUGUGUUAUUCUAAAAAAUUGAUUUUUUUCCUUGUCUUGUUUGCGAUCAGAGCAAUGUGAUAUUUGCUUGCAUAGUUCUAUACAUUCAGUGUUUUAUGAAAUAAAAUAAUAGAAUUUGUAAUGUGCUUACUAAAUCUAGUGAAUAAAUAUAUUGAUAUAUCCCUUUAACUUGUAGUAGUGUGAAUAUUCACAAGUUUAUUAUUAGCAUGGCUAUAUCAAUAGAGUUCAAUAUAAUUAAAUGAAUAAUAAAACUGAUGCAGACUUUUGGAUAUCUGAAGAAAUCAAAUACAUUUACUGAAGUUCAAAAUUCAAUACAUCAUUUAAAUUUUUUAUCAAAUUCAAUUGUUGAAGAUUGGGUAAAUUUAUUUAAAUAUUUUAUAUUUAGAUUAGUAAGUAAACCCUGUAUAUUUUCUUAAACUAUAAUUACAAUCCAGAAGUUUGUAUCAAUAAAUACUAUGUACUAUGUGUAUAUUUUGCUAUUUAUUCCUUAUUAAGGAUUGAAUGUGUUGGUGGAAGGGAAGACGUAUUGUAAUUAGUCUAGCCAUAUAUUGUUAGUACAACUAUCCAUACAUGUUAAUAAUAUAGUCACUAUAUGUAUGUAUUAAGUCACCAUGUGUCAUUGCACAUGGGUUUUUCCCUUAUAGUUGGACGUACCUUAUCUUUCAUGUACAUGUACCGUACCUGUAUAAAAUUGUUACAUUUUUUGUGUGUGUGAAUUAACAAUGUCAAUGUUUUAGAAGUUUUUAAAGAAAAACUACCCAAAAAAAUAUUAUGUGUCAUGUCAUGUUAUGUAUAUUAUAGGGCACCUGGCCGCAGGCAGCUAUGCUAUGUGUCAUCUAUAUAUGUAUGGGGCCUUUGUUUAUAUUUAGAUAAAUAGCCCUGUUUCAAUUGACUUAAUAUAAUGAUUUGUAAAUGGCUGAAAUGUAAUUAUUAUGUCUAAAGGAUGUAUGAUAAUUUGUACACAUUUUGAAGUGCUGUUUUAACUUGGAUACGACAACAACUUAUUUGUUUGUACAAUGAAUAACAGAGUUAUAUAAAUGUUAAAAUGUGUGAAACUGUGUUUCCAUAGUGUGUUUGGAAUAACGAUAAAAAAAGCUAGUUCGUUUUUGUAUCUAAAAAGAAUUGGGUAUUAAACGAUACACCAAAUUCUAGUUUUUAGAAAUCUGAAGUUGGGCGUGCUUAAAAUUGAAAUGAGCCAAGAUAUUAAGGGCGAUUGAAACAGAGUUAAAAGCAUGUAAUCAUAUGUAAUUCUCUUUUGAUUUUGUGAUAUAUCGGAAAUAUUAUAACUGAGAUACAUAUUUUAGGCCUGUAUAAAAACAUGUUUAAUGUUGAUAAAUUUAACCGUUUGUAACUUUGUAAAAAUUCUGUUUUCGUUGUGCGAAUAAAACAAGUUUUAAGAUAUUGAGUACAAUUAAAACAGAGUUAUUGCGAUCACAUUUUACAUAUUUAAAAUAUGAACAAUAUGAUGCCAAUUGAUAUUCAACAAACAACGACAGUAGUUAAACUUUAAUUCAUGUCCUAAAAAUAAACAUUGAAUUGUUGUGGUUGUGGAUCAAGUCUUGUGUCUGAUGUUUUUUUUCAUAAGUUAAUAAUGUUGAUGUAAGCCAUUUUUAAACACCCGUUAUAGUUUUCUGUUAAAUCAAAAUUGUUGUGUUAUUUGAAUACAGUUUCAAGUGCUCAUUGCAUGAAGUAAGAUAACUUUAGUGCUUUUCUUAGUGAUUGAAUCAAAUGAUUGAUUUUCAGCUCACUCCGAGCAUUAUUGGAUCUAUGUGAUGGACAUUUUUCUGUUGUCUAUCGUUAUUGUUAUUCUUUGAAUCUUUCACGAAAUAAUUUUGUCGUUUUGUACAUUGGUGCCAAUUUUCCCCUAAACACAUAAGGCCAUAUUCUUGAAUACUGACUAGUUGCAUCAGAGUUCAGGAUUGAUCACUGCUCAGACUCAGUCAGGAUAUAGGAAUAUGGGGAUAAACACAAGAGACUAUAUUCUCGAUACAGGAAUAUGGAGGUAAAUGUUUAGUUGUCUUGUUAUAAAGACCUUCUCAAUAUAAUUCUGAUGUUAAAUUUUCUGAAACUUAAAAAAGAUUUGAUCAAGAAAGCUGGUUUUGAAAAAGACAAAUUGAUACAGGUGACAGAAAAGGGGAUAUUUGGCUGUUAGUGAUUGGUGCAUGUAGCUAAUACCAUUUAUAAUUUAAAAAAUGUAAACUUUGAUCAAAUUUAGCUAGACAUUUAAAGUACUGGAAAUUACUUAAAAAUUCUAUUAGAUUUAAGGGCAACGGCAAGCGAUUUGUGUGGAAUACCUCCUUGCCCAUGAAAGUGUCAUUGUGCUACCUGAAAAUAGGUUUUUCAGAAUCGUAUUUAUAUUUUGAUAAUUUAACAAGAAUUUAUUUUUUAUUGUGUUGAAUAACACCAAUUAGCUAUAUAAAGCACAUGAUUUGGAAUUCUGAAUUUAAAAUCAAUUUCACAAAAUCGAUUUGUUUAUUUUUCAAACAAAGAAAAAAUUAUGUCAAUUUGUAAUGUCACACCGAUGUUAUUCAAAUCAAUUUCUUUCCACCAAAGGGAGAAGCAUUUAACCCAAUUUCUUCAUCUGAUAAAAAAUCUAUUUCAAUUUAGCAUAGCACAAGAUAUCAAUUUAAGUUUUGUUUUUUUCCAUCACAGCUAAGGUGAAACGAGUACCUUUAAAUAUAUUUUGAAUUGAUCUCUUUAUUAUAUAUUACAUGUAAAAUAACACAUAUUUCUUUCUACUUUCCCCUGUUAAACAUUUGUAUCCAAGUAAAAUCUUUACUUUUUCGGACAAAAAUCUGUCAGUUUUUUGGAAGACAAAACUGAAUUGUAGGAAAAAUUUAUGGAAUAUUACCAGUACCUCAUUAACUGUUCAUUGUAUUACAUGGAUUUAUUACUGAAAAACUUUCCACUAAUUCUUCCCAUUGAAAAAAAACAAAAUGUUCCAUCAUUAAACACUGUAAUGGGUACAAAUGCAGUAUAUCAGUAUGAAAUUGUUUGAAGAAGAGAUUUUGCUUGUAUACAUCAGUUUAUCUACUAUGUACAGAAUAGAAGUCACGUUUUUUUAAAAUUGUGCACACUUCAUAUCAUGUUAAUUGUUGGUUUCGAUCAUUCCAGCUUAAAUUGUCAUUAUUUUGACUAAAACAAAUAUUUGUCUGGAAAAAGUAGCAUCCAUUGUGUAUGUUGUAAAUGUCUGGCUGCAUAUACAGUUAAUACAAUGACUUAAAUGGAAUGUUACCUCAACAUUCUGCAUAUUUCAAAUAUGAGGUAAAGCCUGAUGACAGCCACUUUUCCUCUGAGAAUCUCUGUAUGACGUUUGACACUUAUACAAAUUAAGUGCUAUUUGUCCAGACAACAUUUGGUUGUAGUUGAAAAGGGGAAAUUUAAGUUGAAGCGAAUGAAACUAGUUAAUUGUGUACUCACUGGUUGUAUUUCUAAUGUUAUCAGUUUUUUUUGUAAAAAAUUUCAUGUUCAUUGUGUGAUUAUUAUUGCUACUUUAUUAAGCCACAUUACAUCAUUAUUAUUAUUAUUAAUUAAUUAAUUGAUUAAUUACUCUUUAAUUAAAAUUUCUGUUGAUUGUUUAACUAUAAGGAUGAAACUGAUUAGCCAGCCUUUUCAAUAUUUCUGUGGACAGUUUUUAACAAAAUGCUUACCUAUAAAUUUCUCCUUCUCUCUCACGAUUAUAUUUACUACAAAAUUUCCAGCUUAUUACAUUGUAGAAGUUUGGAAGAAUUUUUUGAUAUUAUGUUGUGAAGAAUCCUAAAGUAACAUAUAUAUAUGAACUAUAUUAUCAUUAAUAACAAAGAGUUUUGUAACAGCAUUAACUUUUUUUCUGAAAUUCCAAUACGAUGCAUACACAACUAAAAGAAUUAUGUGUUAAAGCAAUGACUCAUAUUACUAGUUGAUUUGGUCGCUGUAUGUGCACAAAUAAUUUUCCAACAACGAAUAAAUUUGACAAACUGCGUAUAAAGUAGAAUAUCGGCAUAUUAGAUACAAAAUAAAUGAUGGAAUUGUUAAAGUUAAAGGACAUUAUUGAAAAGAAAGUAAAUCAUGAAAAUAUUGAAGAGGUUGGCAGUUUAAGAUUUAGUUAAGACAUUUUAAGAAUUUUUAUACUGAAGAUCACAGAUAUUCUCAUCAACAAAAGAAUUAAUAAUAAAUCUGAAGGUGAUCAGAUUAGAUAACUUUACAUAACUUGCAAACAAUGGGACAAAAAACAAAAACUCACCGGAGAUAUAUUAAAAUUGCAUGAAAUGUUAAACCUGGCAUUUGCUUUGUAAGUAAAUACCAAAUAAUAACAGAUUCAAAGAAACAACAUUUAGUACAUUUUCUUAUAAUUACGUUGAAUUUUUAGUGUACAAGUUUAUUAAUAAUGUUUGAAUAUUAUCAAAUUCAUCUAAAAAAAAAACAACAUCUGAACACAUUUUAAAAAGUUGUGAAUUUUAUUAAAAUGUUUGUUAUAUCCGGUAUCUGUUGUUUUGAAUAACAUCAAAAAUAUUUUAAGAAGUUAUCAGAUCUAAUUUAAUUCCUUCUGUUCAUUUUGUUUUCUUACUAAAUUUUGUAUAGAUGCAUCGACUACAAAAUUCUUCUUUGGCUUUCAUAAUAAAAUCUAAAAUUUUAUGGAUACAUUUAUCACAAUUUCAAUGAUGAUUUUGAGUAAAGUGUAAUUCCAUGAAAGAUCUGAAAACAUUUUUUAUUUUAUUUUUUUAGCCUUUCUUAGUUUUUAACCAAAUUUAUAAUGGCUGGUUGCCAUUGCUCAAAGUAAAAUAUGCAUUUUAGAACAGGAUCAAUAUUUUGUCAACAUAGACCAAACAAAGUAUUUUAAGUUAUGGAGCAAGUUGUGUAAAAACCGAGUUGAGCAAUAAAGAGUUAAACGAUCUGGUGACACCUUUCUUAAAACAUACAGCACAAAUCUGUCCCGUGUUCAGUAGAAGAGAACACAGGCGUGUUAGCUACCGUUUGUCAUUUCAAAUCACACUGCGGUAAACCCCAGCAUGUGAACACAAACGUAGCAAACACAAACGGGGUUGAUAUGAUAACAAGGAUUAAUGGCCCAAAACGAACAGGACAAAUUAGAUUUUUAUCCAUAUAAUUUUUAUUUUCUGUAAUCUGAUUUCUAACUAUAAAUGUUAUUUCAAACUGUAUUAAAAAAUGUACUUCAUCAUGUAAAAUUUCAAGUAGCCAAGGAGACGCAAAUGAUAUGAAAUGAUUUGUGGAGUAAGGAAUUACAUUCUAUCCUUAUAACCGAUACAACUACAGUCGCAAAAUCUCAUACAAAAUCAUCUUGUUCAUAAAUUUUACUGAAGGAAUUUAUGGAAAAUUACAAUUUGAAGACUUGAACUAUUCAAAAUUUCAAAAACUAUUUAUUCAAAAUUAAAAGAAUGAAAUAUAGGUUUUCAAAAUAAAAGUGUAUUUUUUUCAUAAAAAUCUGGUUUUGAUCAAUUCACUUGCCAUUACUCAACAAAUUAAGACACAAAUUAGAAAUAUAUUUGGGGCAAAAUUCAGGAAAGCACCAUCAUAAACCAUGUUUGCAAGUUGGACUUAAUUAAAAAGUGAACAAAAUACUUAAAAGAUUUUACAAUGGAAUGGUUUUUGUAAGUUGAACCCGAGAUUUUAUUGUGUACUGUAGUUGGUGGAUAAGAUAUUAAUAAUAAACCUGGUGCUUUCAUUGAAAAGAAAACUAAAAAUAUGGCUUGGAGGUGCCAUUUGUAAUGCUGCCUUAACAAUAUUAUACUGCUCAUAUCCGACAGUGGUAGCUACUUGGAAUCAGAAAAACAACAUCAUUCAAUUUGUCCAUCCAAACCAACGAUUCAUAAUGGAGAACUUAAAGCUGAGAGUUGGUGCUUAUCUGUCCAAAAAUGAUUUAAAAUUAAUGAUGAUGAAAUAUCUUUUAACUUUACUUUUAUUUACCAAGGAUUUAAUUUUUUUUUUCUCUCUUUUUUUUUUUUUAAUCUCUUGUCAUAAAUAUAUUACAAGGAAUAACUUGACACUACAAGUUGCGUUAAGGUAGCAACUCUAAAAAGUAGCCUUUCGGAUAUUAUAUUCUUUUCUUUAUCACUUUUAUUAUUUGUGGUAUUAAUUAUGCAUUCUUGUAUCUAAGCUUUGUUAAAAAUAAAGUCUAUAAAAGUAA